AUGGCGGACAUGCUUGCUGGUUUUGACGAGUUAAUAAAUUCUGCUAUUAGCGAAUGUGAUAUCGAUUCUCAGAGUAUUCCAUUGUUAAAUGUUGAAAAAGAACACAUAGAAGCUAAUCUUCUAGAGAAGUUGCCAGAGGAUUACUGUUAUAAGUUCAAUCUUUCAGUUAUUAAUGAACAGAAAUCGUCCUUCCAAACUGAAGACAUAACUACCGAAAAUGUUCAUCCCUGGUUAUUCGAAAUUUCAAACCAUCAAUUCUAUCACUCUGAAAGUAAAAACAAAGAAAAAGCCAACAACAGGAUAUCUUAUCCAGACUUAUUACCGGUGUCAACAACACUAGACGAUGGAGCCCAAACAAAGAUCCUCAAAGAAAACUACAGACAAAUCCAGCAGCCAGAGUGAAAAAUACGAACUGUCCUUUCCAGUUGAUUAUAAAGAUAAAUACAAAUGGCAUUUGUUUUGUAGACAUUGAGUGGGCACAUAAUCACAACACAGUGAAUCUUGAGGCUUCAAACUUUAAAAACAUUUCAUCCUGCACUAUUGAAAAAGUAAGGAAAUUGUAUGAAGAUGGAAAUACACCAUCCAUGGCCAGACAGAUCUUUCUUAAAAAUCUCAAAAAAUCCUGCAACGAUGAGAUAACCUAUCAUGUUAUGAAAGCAGAUAGAUCUGUCACACCUAGAAGAAGGGAUUUUAACUACCUAUAUAGUCAGUACACAAAGGAUGAGUUUGGUGGCAAGAAUGGAGAGAUGUUUCAAAGGCUGGAAGAGAAAAUGGAGGAAUAUCAGCAAAACAAUCCAGGUAUGUGCUAACUUAUAAAGCUAUGUUUACAUGUUGCAAUUUGUCAAGCUGAUUUCAGGUGCACAUUCAUGAUAUCUGGCAAAUGUAGUCAUGAAAUGAUUAACUGAAAUAUUUUCCAGUAGCAUUUGGAAAAACCUAAAAUCAGCCCAACAAAUCGCAGUGUGCAAUGCAUGACAAUGACAAAUUAACCUUUACAAGAUAAUUUAAAAGCAAGGAUGAAUUUUGAGAUUUUGCAGCAAAAUCUCAAAAUUCAUCAUCCUCGCUUUUAAAUUAUCUUGUAAAGGUUAAUUUGUCAUUGUCAUGUCCAUCUCCUGUGCAAAAUUUCAGGGGGGUGCAAGUUGAAGGUACAGAAAAAUGCAUUGACUAUCGAGUAUUGAAGCUCCUUAGCCUAGCUUUUAAUUUGCGAAAUACAAUUACAAUCAGCAAGCUGCAUAAUUUUCUUGGGGGAUGCAAAUUUCUUUCAUGGGAGUGGGGUGGGGGUGCAAGUAAUUUCUGGGGGAGUAUGCAUACCCCCUGCAUCCCCAGAAAGUCCAUCUAUGCUUAAAGUAUAAAAUGUGUAGAGCUUAUUAAAACAUGAUAAGAAUGUUAUAUUAAUAUUUUUCUAGAUGCAUCACUAAAGUAUCAGGUGUACUGUGGUGAUGAAAUGCCCCUUAUUAUCAGUGUUGUCACACCUCUAAUGAAGCAAGUUCACAAGGAAGUGCCUCAGUGUGGCGAGCUUGUAUUUGUUGAUGCCACCUCAAAUACAGAUGAGCAUAACCUGAAAGUUUUCUUGUUGUGUACACCUAAUGUAUCUGGUGCACUACCCUGUGGCCUUGUCAUAACAAGUGACGAAAAAAAAAGCACGGUGAAGCAAGCAUUUCAGAUGUUAAGUGAUUGCCUUCCUGAGUAUGCUUUUAAUGGUCGUGGUCCCACUACAGAUCCUGAGGUUAUUCUUACAGACAACUGCCUGGAAGAUGUAUGGCCAACUGCAACACUCCUGUUAUGCAUUUUCCAUGUUUUGCAGCAAGUGUGGAGGUGGAUUGUUGAAAAAGACCACCUUGUCAACCAGCAUGAUCGACCUGAAGUCUUCAGCCUUUUCAAAAAGGCUUUGUAUGCAAUGACUGAAGAGAGUUUUGAUGACUGUUAUGAAGAUCUUUUGAGUGAUGAUGCAUGUAGCAAGUAUCCCAACCUUUUACAGUACUACAGAAACCUUUAUGUGAUCAAGAAGGACUUUGCCCUUUGCUUCCGAUCUAGUAUGCGUGUCCGAGGAAAUCAAACUAACAACUUUGUAGAAGCUCAGUUACUGGUGUUGAAAGAUAUACUAUUAAGAAGAGUGAAGGAAUACAAUGUGGUUGGAUUGUUUGACAAACUGACUGCUGACCUGGAAAACCAUUUCAAAGACAAGCUAUUGUCUAUUGCAGAUGGGAGUUUUGAUGGCUACUUUAGGCGCCGAUUUCUUGGUAAAAACAAGCGGAAAGUAGAUGGUGGACAAGGUUUUAAAAUUCCAACCCAACAGGAACAGAAAACAUACCUUGAGAAAGUCAUUACAUAUGAGCAUAAUGUAUUUGAGGUUCCCAGUUUAUCAGAAGAGGAUAAAAGGUACUGUUUGGAAAGCAGUUUUAUCUUUUUUUUAUCUAUGCCCCUCAAAACUUUAAGCACCCUUAUACUGCAGAGGGCAAAAGGUAUUGCCCAGUGCUCAUGUUUUUUUGGGGCGGGGGGGGGCUGGUGGAAUUUAGUGCACCCCCUGAAUCUUAACCGUUGAACUUGUGAACAAGUUGUAACAGUGGUGACACUAAGGGGGUUGGGCCAAGGGGGGUGCUUGCCCCCCUAAUAAUCUCUUAGCUGUGUGAAAAAGCUGUAUUAACAAGAUCACAACCACAAAAGCCUGAUAGGCUUAUAAUUAAAGUAAAUUUGCAUGAAAUUUAGGCAAAAAAUUUGAAAGAACUGAUAUUUGCCGCAGUAGAAGAGUGAGAUAUGUUGGCAACUUAAGUUCACACCCCCAAUAUUUCACGAAGUGUCCGCCACUGAGUUGUAACAACCUUGUUAUGAGACCAGUCUGGUUAUAACAAUAUUGUUCCAAGCUUGUGUUGUCAAUCUUGUAACAUACUUGUUAUAUUAUGGCUGCAUCGAUCAGACAUGUUAGACAGAACAAACUUGUAGCAAGUCUGAUAAUGCCAUCGAUCUUGAUAUAAGUUGUUAACAGCUUGUUCCAACGACUUGCAACAAGCACUGCAAACCCAACUUGAUUGCAGACUUGUUACAAGUUGUGCAUUUUUACCCAUGUAAUUAUAAUAAUUAUAUUUUUUCAGCUAUUUUGUAGAUAUGUCAAUUGGUGUUUGCAGUUGUGUCAUGGGGAGAGAUGGCAGCCCUUGUAAGCAUCAGUACAUAUUGUGGGCUUCCAAUACUGCCAACUGUAUCAAUUUUGUCCCUGUCUCUAACCCACAGUCAAGACAAAAGCUUGCAUGGAUUGCAAUAGGCCAAACCUUGCCCAUUACCUACUAUACAAAUCUCCGUGCUAAAAGCAACAAUGCUCACAGCAUUGAAGCUGAAGAUCAAUCACAUCAAGUUAAUAGUUUGGAACAACCAGACUGCCAAGAAAUAAGCAUGGAUGAUUCCAUUUUGGUGGAUACUGAAGAGAGAUUGGAACAAGAGCAUAUACAAGAAGGUAUUACAGCAGUAAAUAGAGCCUGUGAGUCAUUGGUUGAGAAACUGAAGUCUACAGGUGACAAGAAUUUGUCCAAAGGUAUGAAACAGUUCUCAGCCCGUUUGAUGAAGUUAAGCAGUGGAAUGCCUGGGAGCCUAGUAUCUGCACUUUUCAACUUUGGCACUGAUGAAUUGAGAAGUACCAGAACUGGCAAAAAGAUUAAAAUCCAGCCUGGCAGAAAACGAAAGUCAAACAAUGGUAGCCGUCAAGCUGUCGCUAAAGGAAGGUCAACAACUCUUAAGUGUUUAGAACCACCAAGAAAGCGUGCAAAACGUCAGCACAGUCUUGCUAUGGCAGUGAAGGAAAAUGUACCUCCAAGCAAAAAGUCUGGGUCACAUGUGAUGAGAUCAAAAUGUUAA
This is a messenger RNA of Paramuricea clavata, 3840 nucleotides long. The record is from the annotation of a GenBank genome assembly. Lineage: Eukaryota; Metazoa; Cnidaria; Anthozoa; Malacalcyonacea; Plexauridae.